ACGCACACACACACACACACACAGACUGCAGCUUGCUGUAAUAAGCGCUCGUUUUGGGGGACUGAAACCUUCAGUGUGUGACCGCGCUGCGCGGAGCCGAACAACCAGUCGAGGAUGUCGCUGCACAAACCUGCCCUUAGGCGCAGCGCCUCUACAUUAGAGUCAACCAAUCGUGGCAGCCCUUUGGUGACUCCGCCCACAUCGCUCAAUCUCCGUUCCUCUCUCAAUCAACAAUUGGGCCGUGACAUCACAAGGGGCGGAGUUUCUUCAGAGACACUGGGUUCUGCUGUACCUCCAAAGAACCGCCAGAAAUACGCACUGACCAACUUGCAGAAUGCUAUGGGACUGGAUGGAAGUCCUGCCGCUGGGAGGGUUAAACCCGUUCCCACAAAGUCUGCCUCUUCCUCUGCCCUAUGUUCCUUUUCUCUAUCAUUUUCUCCAUCCAACCCCAAACUGGCAAAAAAUGGCACCAAUCUCCAGCUAAAGGAAACGCAAUUCGAUCUGAGUCGAAAAGACACAAACCGCAAUGACAUCACAGCUGAUUCCGGACGUGAUUGGCCAGAUGUUUUUGCCAAAGAUGACGAAAAGAACCUACCCUUUCGACGGAGGACAAAAAGUUUUUUGGAGUAUCACCGUGAAGAAGAAGAAGAGGAAGAAUCACCCGGAAAAGAAAUCCAGACUCCGGAUGAAGAGAAACCUAUCCUGCCCAAACUAGAGCUCCAAAACUGGGCCAAGGAAAAUCGUGUGGAGGCUCACCUUACGCUCCCUCAGAAUCACCUUCUGCUUCUGGCUAAUGAGGAAGAGGAAGAGCACCAAAGCCCUGUCCAUACCUACCUGAGCCCCGCCCACACCCCAGCGAAAAGUGUCAAAGAGGACAGAGGCAAAGAUAGUGGGCUAAAAGUUAUAUCAAAACUACAUUUUUCAGGAGAAAGGAAAGAGACUCCACCCACUUCCUUGCCUUUAGCUCGGUCUUUGGUCCCACCUAAUUCUCUGCCCAUGGUACCACUCAUUGUGGCACACCGAAAAGACAAACAGAUGGAGGAGGAAGAGGAGGAGGAGGAUGACGAUUCAAGUUGGACAACCUUAUCUCAGGAGAGUCCAUCUAUUGAGACACCACAGGAAACAGGACCGUGCAGUGACUCAGCACUUGCCCCUGUGUGGCAGAAGGAGGAUGAUGUGGCGUCUGAUGUUUAUCUCUGGCAAAACAACGCGCAACAAGAACAACCCAUAACCGAUAGCAAACAGGACCAUGAAGGUGAAGCAAGCUCACUGUGUGUGCCCUCAUCUAAAGCUCAGUCUGAGAGGCCAAGUAGUAUUGUGUCCGACAGUUCUGUGGAGCCCGUGCCUUCAUCUGCUGCCUCUUCACCCUCCUCGUCCUCAAUUUGCUUUGAAGUCACCGCAGGAAGCUUCCUUAAUAACAAUUACCUGGACCUGAAGGAGACCUCCGCCAGUCCCCCUUUCGAUUCCAGACAGAGCCAAAGUGAAAGAGUAGAGGAGCACCGAGAGCAAGAGUGUGUCGGAGCCCGCUGCAUGCCAUACAGCUACGUCAACCUGAGAUACAGCAGAACUAAGGUACCCGCUCCUCCUGCUGAUACAGUGAUCCCCAUCAAUGACUUCGAAACACACGUGUAUCGUGUGCGCUCCCUCGGCUGGAUGGAAGUCUGCGAGGCUGACAUGGCAUCUGGCAGCAUUGUGAUCAGCGACUGCAUUCGACUCCUCCAGCACUCCAACACACACUCUCACACAAACACACUUCGCCGGAGAGAAAGAGAAAGCGCCGGGGAAAUGGAGGAGGGAAAAGCCAUGCUGUUAGUGCUGCAGGACGCCACUCUGACCCUGAUCGAUCCUGUAGACCACACCCUGCUUCACUCUCAGCCAAUCGCCAGCAUUCGUGUCUGGGGAGUUGGGCGGGGCCACAGCAGGGAUUUCGCAUACGUGGCUCGGGAUAAAAACACGCACGUGCUAAAAUGUCACGUGUUCCGGUGUGAAAGUCCUGCAGACACCAUUGCUGCCAGCCUGAACAAGAUCUGCUCCAAGAUUAUGGCGGAGAAGAAGAACAGUAAAACAGCGAGCGGCUCGUCUCUGUCCAGCACCGACGUACCGCUACAAGUAGACUUUCCCACACCAAAGACGGAACUACAGCAGAAUUUCCAUGUUCUCUACCUGGGAAUGACCUCUGUGUCUCGUCCCAUAGGGAUGGACAUUAUAAACGGAGCCAUUGACAGUCUGCUGUCGUCCACGGGGAAGGAUGACUGGACUGCAGUGCUGCUGAAUGUGGAAGACGCGACAGUCAGUGUUGUCAAAGAGAAGGAGGAGGAAGAAGAAGUGCUGGUGGAAUGCCGUGUGCGUUUCCUGUCGUUUAUGGGCGUCGGCCGUGACGUGCACACGUUCGCCUUCAUCAUGGACACGGGCAACCAGCAUUUCCAGUGUCACGUGUUCUGGUGUGAGCCUAAUGCAGGGAGUGUGUCCGAAGCCGUGCAGUCCGCCUGCAUGCUGCGCUAUCAGAAAUGCCUGGUCUCUCAGAAAUCCUCGACCUGUUCCUCUCCAUCAUCUUCUGACUCCGUGACUCGCCGCGUAACUACCAGCGUGAAGCGCAGCGUCCAGUCCAUCAUAGACACUCUGAAAAAGAAGCCCACCCCUGAGAUGCCCCACCAAUGACGGUGCAGCUGGGCUACGAUCGCCGGCAGGACAUGUAAAUAAAAACGCCAAACUCUGUACAGCCAAGGAGAAACUAAUGAUUCAAAAGAAUAAAAACAGGAAGUGAAAAGGAAGAGAAGAUCCAUGGGUGAAGCUUCAGCUGUAGCUCUUUGAACUUUGUCCGUCUCUAGGCGCUCCCUGAAGCAUGCCUUGGACAAAAAAUACACAAUUACACUCAUUUUUAAGGCAACAGACACACAAUCACGAUGUGUUUGAGCUGUGGAUUACUCGGUUACCAUCAUGUUGAUGUCAGUGAAGACUUAUUUUCAUGUCCAUCAUAAUCGAGUCUAACUUUUCCGCCAUUGUGGUGUGCCAUUUCACCAUCUCGGCUGUUCUGAACGACUACGUCUCGGUGUGUUAACGCGAGUCUUGAUAAAAAAAAAAAACCUAUUCCUACUAUCAGGUUGAAAAUACAUGAACAUACUGUAACCUGGUGAAAUGGUGAAUCUGCCAGGUUUAGUCGGAGAACCGUCGACAAAUGAGUGAAGCGUUCUAUUUUCGGGGCGAUACGUUGCUCCAGGUCUCGGAUCUAUUCUUUUCUAAACAACUGAUAAAAUCCUCUCUUAGGUUGCAUUUAUGUAGCAUGUGAUCAUUUUUUUAAUUUUAGGAUUUUUUUUGAUGAUACGUCUCGUACACUGCUGUUCUUUCAGAGCCCCCUACUGGUAAAGUCUAGUGUAGUGUUUGUCCCGUUAGUGCUGCUGUAGUGCGAUAUUGUUUUGUUACACUUCUGAUCUGAAUCGGUGCGUGUCUGAAUUGCAGUAAUUACGAGAAGACGACCUGACAAACGGUCACACUGAUCGCUCUGAGAGCAAGAGAUUAGCUUAAUACUAUUAACAUACUCCACUACAGUUUUUACUUUGCACUGCACUAUUGGUGAUGUGGUUUAGAGUGUUUCAGUUUAAUUCUUUGACCAACACAUGAAUUAUUUCACAUAGUCAGAAAUUUCCACAAUCCCGACUUUUAAUUCCACAUUAAUGCUUCUUCCAGAACAUCCUUUCCAAUAGCCUUCAAUGUGACGUUAGUG
Molecule: messenger RNA, 3721 nt
Organism: Clarias gariepinus (North African catfish)
Lineage: Eukaryota; Metazoa; Chordata; Actinopteri; Siluriformes; Clariidae
Gene: apbb2a
Product: amyloid beta precursor protein binding family B member 2
Exons: 14
Coding region: 115-2658 (847 amino acids)
Biological process (GO): regulation of DNA-templated transcription
Cellular component (GO): nucleus; cytoplasm
Molecular function (GO): transcription factor binding; amyloid-beta binding
Source: RefSeq, a predicted model, not a curated record